AUGGCCGACAACCUUGGAGCUGUUGCACAGCUCCUCGAUGCCAGUUUGGACCCCAGACAAAACAAACAAGGUAUGUUCUUUCUUUUGGAUGUUGGCGAAAUCUGGCAGGCCGAACUUGCUCUUCGCCAGGAAGAGAAAAAGCCUGGCUACUCUUUGCAGCUUCUACAAAUCACCGCAUCUGCCACCUAUCCCUACAAUACCCGCCUUGCUAGUGCGCUAUGCUUCAAAAACUUUAUCAAGUGGAACUGGACAGAUGAGGAUGGAAACUACAAACUCCAGGAGAAUGAGGUCACGACGAUCAAACGGGAGCUGAUCAGCCUGAUGAUUUCGGUCCCGACGGGCAUCCAGACUCAGCUGGGAGAAGCUGUUAGUGUGAUUGCCGACAGUGAUUUCUGGGAGAGAUGGGACACACUGGUGGAUGACCUCGUUUCAAGACUCCAACCCGCCAACCCUGCUGUCAACAUCGGUGUCCUACAAGUCGCACAUUCUAUUUUCAAAAGAUGGAGGCCUUUGUUCCGGUCGGAUGCACUCUACAUUGAAAUCAACCAUGUUGUUGAGAAAUUUGGAGCCCCCUUCCUGAGUUUGUUCGAGCAACUGAACAACUUCAUUGAGCAAAACAAGUCGAAUAAAGAAAAUCUCGCCCAAGGGUUUGCGCAGCUAAACUUGAUGGUCAAGUUGCUCUAUGAUCUUUCUUGCCACGAUCUUCCCCCCGUUUUCGAAGAUCAAAUUGCUGGGAUAGCUGGUCUUUUGCUGAAGUACCUCACCUAUGACAACCAAUUGCUUGUCACUGAUGAUGAUACUGAAGCCGGUCCGUUGGAGUUUGCGCGCGCUGCCAUUUUCCAGGUCCUGACUCUGUAUGUGCAGAGAUACCAAGAUGAUUUCAAACCAUACAUUGGUGAUUUCGUCCAGAGUUCUUGGAAUUUCCUGACCACCAUUGGCCAAGAAACAAAGUAUGACAUUUUGGUCAGUAGAGCUCUGCAGUUCCUCACUUCGGUUGCCGCUAUGCCUGAGCAUGCCAUGGUCUUCCAAGAUGAGAACACUCUCAAGCAAAUUAUCGAGAAGGUCAUUCUACCCAACGUGAGCCUUCGUGAAUCGGACGAGGAGCUCUUUGAAGAUGAGCCGAUUGAAUUCAUCCGGCGAGAUCUCGAAGGAUCAGACAGUGACACGCGACGACGAGCUGCCACCGACUUUCUGCGCAAACUGGCUGAGAAGUUCGAAGAGAGCGUCACCAGAGUUGUUUUGCAGUAUAUCGAGCAUUACCUCGCUGAGUACACGAAGGAUGCGUCGAACUGGAAGGCUAAGGACACUGCCACCUAUCUUUUCUCUGCCAUUGCAGCAAAGGGAAUUGCCACUGCUAGCCACGGAAUCACUGCCAUAAACAACUUGGUAAGUAUCACCGAUUACUUCCAGAAGCAUCUUGCUGCCGACCUGGUUGGAGGAGAUAGUGUACACCCUAUCCUCAAUGUUGAUGCUAUUAAAUACCUUUACGUGUUCCGAAGCAUCAUCACCAAGGAACAGUGGCAGGAGGUGCUUCCGCUUUUGGUCAACCAACUUGCCUCUUCAAACUACAUUGUCUACAGCUACGCAGCAAUUGCUGUCGAAAGAGCGCUUUACCUCAGUGAUAGCCAAGGCCAACCGAUCAUCGCACCCAGCACUAUUACACCCUUGGCCAAGGACCUGCUGCAGCACAUCUUCUCAUUGAUCCAGAAGGAUCCUGCCCCUCAGAAGAUCCAGGAAAAUGAAUUCUUGAUGCGAUGUGCCAUGCGAGUGUUGAUCGUCAUCAAAGAGAGUGUUGUACCGCAUACCGACAUCGUGUUGCAGCACUUGAUCAACAUCACGCAGAUCAUCAGCAGCAACCCUAGCAACCCCCGAUUCUAUUACUACCACUUCGAAGCCCUUGGAGCCUUCGUUCGGUUUGCUGCACCUUCAAACCCGGACAAACUUGAGCAAGCUCUUUAUCCUCCCUUCGCUGGAAUUCUUCAAGGGGAUGUGCAAGAAUUCAUGCCCUACAUCUUCCAGCUUUUCGCCGCUCUUCUAGAGGCCAACCCAUCGGGAACAUUGCCCAAUUAUUACCAGAAUCUGAUCGCUCCCAUUCUCAUGCCCGUUAUGUGGGAUUCGAAAGGCAACACCCCCGCUCUUGUGCGAUUGCUAUCGUCCAUCAUUGCUCGUGGUUCGCAAUUCAUCAUCGAGAGCCAGCAGAUCGAGCCUAUCCUGGGUAUCUUCCAAAAGCUCAUCUCGUCCAGGGCCCAUGAAAGCUACGGCUUCGAUCUUUUGGAGGCUGUUGUCGCAAACUUCCCACCGACUGCCCUGGAGCAAUACUUCGUUUCGAUCAUGCAGGUGAUCCUUAUGAAACUCGAGACCAACAAGACCGAGAGCCUGCUUAUUCGAUUUGUUCGCUUCUAUCACUUCAUCUCCGCGCAAGAAGAAAAGGGCUACAGUGCCGAUUUCGUCAUACAAGUUUUCGACAAAGUCCAGCCGAACUUGUUCACGUCGAUCUACUUGAAUGUUAUCCUCCCCGAGACGCAGAAGCUUGCCCGUCCCUUGGAUCGCAAGACCGCUGUUUUGUCUUUUACCAAGACGGUUGCUAACUCGGAGGCCUUUGCGGACCGGUACAAGAAGGGAUGGGGUUUCACUGUCGAAGCCUUGCUGAAGCUUCUGGAGCUUCCUCCCCUCCCUGCUGGAAAGGACGACAUCAUUGCGGAGCACGAUGUUGAAGACAUGGCAUUUGGAGUUGGGUACACGGCGCUUAACACCGUGCGAGUUCAGACUCGGGACCCGUGGCCGGAUACGGGAGCCGAUCUCAAGGCUUGGGCUGGCCAGUACCUGAAAGCAGCGGACAAGAAAACCAACGGCCGCAUCACUCAGUUUGCCCAAGAGCGUCUACAAGACCAGCUCAAGGCAUUGUUUGGCAGUUACAUCGCAUAA
Messenger RNA from Aspergillus affinis, 2925 nucleotides. RefSeq names its product putative chromosome segregation protein Cse1. Bases 1 to 2925 code for a protein of 974 amino acids. Gene Ontology annotation, molecular function: small GTPase binding; nuclear export signal receptor activity. The record is from RefSeq and is a predicted model, not a curated record. Lineage: Eukaryota; Fungi; Ascomycota; Eurotiomycetes; Eurotiales; Aspergillaceae. Gene Ontology annotation, biological process: protein export from nucleus; protein import into nucleus. The transcript has 8 exons. Gene Ontology annotation, cellular component: nuclear envelope; cytosol.